Oenanthe melanoleuca is the source of this 966-nucleotide messenger RNA. It is a transcript of the gene ATRAID, whose product is annotated as all-trans retinoic acid induced differentiation factor. The transcript has 7 exons. NCBI's taxonomy places the organism in Eukaryota, Metazoa, Chordata, Aves, Passeriformes, Muscicapidae. Gene Ontology annotation, cellular component: intracellular membrane-bounded organelle. The coding region runs from base 194 to 883 and encodes 229 amino acids. The record is from RefSeq and is a predicted model, not a curated record. Gene Ontology annotation, biological process: positive regulation of osteoblast differentiation.
CCGCCCGGGGCUGCUGGCCCGGUCCCCGGCCCCAUCCCCGCCCCGCCCCUCCGCCGGUCACCGCGCCCCGCUGCCCGCGCUGCGGGGGCCCCUCCGUGGCGCCGUUCGGGUCCAGGGAGCGCCCGGCCCGUGGAGGCGCCGGGGACACCGGGCACGGGCCGCCCCGCCCGCUCGGUGCUCCCGGUGUGCGGGGAUGCUCGGGGCUGGCGGCGCCGUGCGCGGGGUCGCGCUGCUGCUGCUGCCGCUGCUGCUGCUGCCCCGGGCCGCCCGCGGGGCCGCGGUGUGCGGGCUGUGCCCGGGGCCGCCGCGGAACGGCUCCAUCGUGUCCCGGUUCUGUGAGUCCCGGGGCGGCACUGAGAGCGACGGGCGCUGCUGCCGGGAGAGGGGCCCGUCCCCAGGGCGGCUUCUGGGGCUGGACCUGAGCAACUGCUCCCUGCACAGUGUCCCCCCGGGACUGGCCGAGGCCACCACUGCCAUCGUCCUGGACCUGACUGAGAACCCGCUGACAGCUCUCCCCGAUGGCUCCUUCCUGGGCUUCAUCCAGCUGCAGAGCCUCGCCGUGCCGCUGCCGCUGGAGUGUCCCGGCGGGAGGGACGCCUGGCAGGACGUGACAGCGGACGGGAGCCGCCGGCUGUGCCACGGGCAGAGGAACCCCUGCAACAGCUCCGUGGAGCUCGCCUGGCCAUGUCCUGAAAACUCUGUGUGUGCUCCUGAUGGCCCGGGGCUCAUCCAGUGCCUCUGUGACAGCCCCUUCCAUGGCUACAAGUGCCUGCGAGAGGGCACGUUCCCGAUGCUUCUCUUCGGAGGAAUCCUGGGCACCGCCACUGUGUCCCUGUCCCUGCUGCUGUGGGGCACCCAGCGGAGGAAGGCCAAGACCCCCUGAGCAGGGCAGGGGUCGCGCCUGGGCUGGAAGCUCUGUGGCCUGUGAGGGUCUCGGGAUCAAUAAAGCUGCAAGUCCUCACUGUA